GCAGCUGGGUGUGUAUAAAUAGGAGCGGGAGGCUGGGUUGGCCCCUCAGACCUGAACAUUCCCGGGACGCAGGAAACAUGCCCGCAUCGCAAACUGGAUUUGGCAGUUUCGUUUUGGAGAGGAACGUCACCAUGCCCCCUGGAUAUCACAUCCCCGUGCUGGGAUGUCCGUCGACUGUCCAGCAGCAGGCUCAGCAUCUGGCGGCCAUGGCGGCCGGGGUCCCCGUUUACUCAGGACUACAAGGAUUCAACUUCCUCCCCUAUCCCCACAGACACAUCGCACACAUGAGCAAUGGUUUCGACUUGAAGGCCGCCUCUUCCUACCACCACGCGCUCCUGGCGCGCGGAGGUGGUUUCUACCCUCCAUACCGCCCGGGGGCCGCGGACGACCCGGCCAGGGUGGCCAAAGUGGCCACCCGGGAGAGCACGGGCGCGCUGAAGGCCUGGCUCAACGAGCACCUGAAGAACCCCUACCCGACCAAGGGGGAGAAGAUCAUGCUGGCCAUCAUCACCAAGAUGAGCCUCACGCAGGUGUCCACCUGGUUCGCCAACGCGCGCAGGCGCCUGAAGAAGGAGAACAGGGUCAGCUGGACGUCCAGGGGGAAAUCGGACGAGGAGGACGAGGACCAGGAGGGGGAGAGCCACUCGGAUGAGGAGGAAGAGGAGGCAGAUCCUCCUGGAGGAAGCGGAGACGCGGAUGGGGAUGUCAGAGGCGCGCAGGAGUCCGCGGACGCGCGCCUGGGGAUGCCGGCGCAGCCAAAUAACGCAGCUGAGAAGGGAGAAACUGACCACACGCCCUCGGUUUUGGACAAUAAAGACGACAACGCCAGCGUGAAGCCAAAGAUCUGGUCUUUGGCCGAAACGGCCACCUCGGAGACCGUGAGGAAGCCCGUGGUCAGCGUGCCCGUGGACAGCGUUGUCCAGCCCGCCGGGAGGCUGUGGGCAGACUGGGCAUCACGGAACGGACUCUUUCUUCCAGCCUAUUACACAAAUCACGAACUUGUCUGAAACCGAGGACUUUUUUUUUUUUUUCCCUCCACGAUAUUUUUGCACUUUAUACCUUCAAAUCUCAUGGACUCCCUGAAGUUUGCAAUAAGAAUAAUAAAAAAAGAAAAAUCAAAUUCGCUGCGAGACCAAAGACUAAUGAACGAGUUGUAAAUAACGUAGAUGUAUUUUUCCACCAGCGAGAUGUAAAUUAUGUUUCCUUUGUCUUACCAUAGGGAAGUAUUUUGAUAAAAAUAAAUGCUGUCCUCAC
Messenger RNA from Menidia menidia (Atlantic silverside), 1254 nucleotides. The record is from the annotation of a GenBank genome assembly. Lineage: Eukaryota; Metazoa; Chordata; Actinopteri; Atheriniformes; Atherinopsidae.